CAGCGGCUUGGGCUUUGUAUGGGCCUCGUUAUGGUGGUGCCAAUGAGGCUGUGUUACGUAUGUCGGAGAGGAAUGGAUCUAUCGAGAAUAUAUCCAACUUCAUGGAGAAGAUCCGACGUAAGGAGCUCCCCAUGGGCUUCGGUCAUCGACAAUACAAGCAUUAUGACCCUAGAGCGGCCAUUGUGAGGAGGAUUGCUGAGGACGCAUG
Perkinsus marinus ATCC 50983 is the source of this 208-nucleotide messenger RNA. Its product is annotated as citrate synthase, putative. Gene Ontology annotation, biological process: tricarboxylic acid cycle. The record is from RefSeq and is a predicted model, not a curated record. The transcript has 2 exons. Gene Ontology annotation, molecular function: acyltransferase activity, acyl groups converted into alkyl on transfer. The annotation marks the transcript as partial. Lineage: Eukaryota; Perkinsozoa; Perkinsida; Perkinsidae.